Spathaspora passalidarum NRRL Y-27907 is the source of this 487-nucleotide messenger RNA. RefSeq lists its product as uncharacterized. The annotation marks the transcript as partial. The transcript has a single exon. The record is from RefSeq and is a predicted model, not a curated record. Lineage: Eukaryota; Fungi; Ascomycota; Pichiomycetes; Serinales; Debaryomycetaceae.
AUACUACAGACAUUUCAAUUUCAACCAUAAACUUCUACAUCCCGCUUUGUAUAUGCAGAAUUCAUACAAACGGCUGCAGAGUUAACAUUGGUUUUUUUUUCCCACCAUAUUUAGACAUCAUCAACCACACUAUUCCAGCAGCACAAAAUGACAAAUAAACCUCCUGCUGCGGCCGAUGCAGCAGCAGCAGCGCCUGUACCUCCGCCAGCACCGCCACCACCACCACGACCAGAGUCAACAACCAAUGACAGGGCGGAGUCACCGUAUCCUAACCACCAUAAACAACAGCAACAAUCAUCGACAAUUGAAACAGCAACCAAUGCAACCAAUGCAACCAACACUGCGGCUACCCCUGUCCCAUCUUCUCAAGUGCAAGCCACACAAAUGAACACCAGCAGUUCGACCACUACGGUAUCAUCAUCGAACGGCAAAACCCAGGUUGUAUUCAUCCAUAAACUAUAUGAUAUGUUACAUGACGAUUCCAUUU